GAGAAAACGGAUUGCCCGGUUGUAUUUAAAGUACGGUGCUCGUGCUCUCAUGAUAGGGGUAAUUUCUCGGUUCGACUUUGCCGGCACGAUCUUUCGCGGCAAGAAGAAUGGGAAAAUGUCUAUUUUAGGUUUCAAUUAUAAUCGUGAAACUCUCAUAUAUGGUUAAACAGACAGUUUUGAGUGACGGGAUGAUCUUUGGAAAAUACGUUGCGUUCGACGAUAGGAUUUAUCGAUAAUCGGAUAGAUUUGCAGUGGAAGGAUGAAGUUCUGAAUAAAACCAAUUAUAUGUCAUCACGCGGGGGAGAACUAGGAGGUCGAAUGGUGUGAGCGUGACUGGAAUAAAAUAUCGAUAGCAAGAAUUAAAAAGGUGCGCGGACGUUGGCACGUCUCGAGGGCGACCCCCGAUAUCCCGAUAAUAGACAGUAAAAGUAUAAUGCAUGGUGAUAAAAGAUAACUUCACCCCGAGAUAAUAGUCCUGCGAAAGGGAAUUCGAUUUUUGAGAACAUCCUGCGAUAAAACUAUAAGAUGAUCUGUGAAAUUAUUAGGAGAUCCUUAAGGGUUUCAGUGCGUUUCCCGCGUCUUUAAAAGUCGCGAGCUCAGAGAAAUUUGUGAGGAUAUUUAUUUUAAACAAACACUGCCGAUUUUUCAAACAGUUUGACGUGCUUGCGUUGAUCCUGUGAGUUUAAGUGAUACUCGAUAUUAGCAGCAAAAUUUUAAGUGCGACACCAUCGAUUAAUUUUACUGUGGGACAUCCUGUGAGUCAUCGAGAAUUAUUGAAGGAAGUGCUGUACGUUCGUGAAACUCGUGUCGUCUUUGCGUCAUUCAUCUUCUCUCUUACGCAUCUUUCAUGUCAAAAAUAGAACUCUGUGCGUCGCGAAAUUCCUUCUCGGACACGUCAAUAUUGGUGCUCGUAUAACGAAGAAUAAAUCAUAAAACGAGCAUCGAGGGAAGCUGCGAUCAUCACUCGGCAUGAAGGACAUGCAUUGGCUCGUUUGCACCUGCAUCCUCACGGCGACGACGGUGCUUUCUUGCCGGCAGAGCGAAUUUCAGUGCGCCAACGGGCACUGCGUCGCCCUCAACAAAGUUUGUAACGUUGUGGACGACUGUGGUGAUGGGAGCGACGAGACGCGUCCAUGCUCGCCUUGCAAUAAAACGUACUAUGGCGAUGUGGGGAAGACGUACGAUCUGGAAUUGCAUCGACCGAAGGAAGAUAAGGUGCCUUACAUUUGCAAGCUCACCUUCAACGCGCCAGGUGACGAUUUCGGUGAUAUCGUGCAGUUGACCUUCGAUAGCUUUACUCUAGGCAAAUUCGUAUCGUUCACCGCGGCAGGAUGUCCCGACGGGUCCCUACAAAUCUCAGAAGUGGAGCGUCCCGACGUCGGCGGACUUUGGUGUGGCACGUCCUGGGGACCCGCAAUCUACUACAGCGAAACACCCAGCGUCUCGAUCAUCCUCAAGUUGCUCAGGCUCAGCAAAGAUCAGACGGGAUUCAACUUCGACUUUAGAAUGGCGUACAAGAUGAUCAAGAAGUCCGACGCGGUGGUACGCUACGGAAAUCCCUUCGUCGGAAUAACGCAGGUCGUCGGAACGCCGGCGUCGACCGAGCGCACGUCCGCCGAGUACGCGAACACGUCGAUGGCGAUGCCGGUGCAAAUGGUCGAGCAACACGUGCCAUCACCUACGAAACCAAGCUCCGAGCAGUUCUUAGGGGACCUAAUAUCCGGGACUUAUUGCUCCCGUAUAUUCACCGACUGCGACCGGAAGAAGUGCAGAUUGCAGUCGCCUAACUUCCCCGGUCUCUAUCCUCGCAAUCUCACCUGUUAUUACGCGGUGAGACAGCACGAGGUACCGGCGGGCAAGCAUGCUUUAAUACACGUAAAACAGCCCCGAGGCCAAUUGGUAGCUGUAAGAGCGCGACCAGCAACUCAAGCCGAGGCGCCACCCCGGGAACUGCGUCUCUGGCAAGAUUGCGACGUCGUUCAGGACUACGUAACAGUGUAUGACGGAUACACCACUAGGGAGCCCGUGAUCUUAAAAUUUUGUGGCGGCGGGGAGCCGGUGCCGGAGGCCAUCAGCAGCGGUCCGGAAAUCCUUGUGGAGUUUACUACCUCUCCUUAUGGCACCUUCUUACAUCCGACGCCGCCCCAUUCUCUACAUGGGUUUCAAUUAGAAGUGCAAGUCACGUUCGUAGAUGCCGAAUCGCCGACCUACGCCAAGAAUAAGCGUUGUGAAUUCUGGUUGAGGGGCACCGGUGGCGGCAUCCUGGCGUCGCCACGUCACUCACUGCCAAGAAACAGCACCUGCCUGUAUCAUCUUCGUGGAGCUGGUCCCACUUUGCCGAGUCCGACGCCGCCGCGGCCGCUACCGAAGUUUCCAGAACAAAGACCCGGUACAGUCUGGAGGAGACCAGCCCCGAGACCACCGCAGCCGCAAUUCCGCGUCUGGCUAUCUAUCCUCAAAUUCCACGUAGGCACCAGUCUGUCUAGCACCGACGAGGAUUGCUCGACGACGCUGAUGGUCUGGGAUGGCGAGAUGAUGCCGUUAUCGGAAUGCAACGAUGUUGUUUGUGAAAAAGAACGUCAACGUUACGCUGAAAGAAUGGGCGAUCCAAUUCAACCCGUUCUUGCGCGUCCCUCGAGCAAUACCACAUUGUUAGCGAGAUAUUGUAAGGACAAAGUGCCGAAGACUUGCGAUCAUGCUAUUCUACAGAACACCAGUCGUCCGUGUUCUUUGGUAGAAAGUUUCGUCUCCUCUGGCAGUAGUCUAACUAUAGAGAUGCGUAUGGUCGAGUCAACAGCGCUUAGACCUGUAAACUUUCGCGCUAUGUACGAAUUCGUCGAUCUUCACCAGGAUGGCGACCCUUACGGCAGCGGUCCGUGUUCUCGCAUUUUCUACAGUCGAACUCGAGACCAUUAUUCAGAUCGUAAAUUUCAAGGACCGCGCGACAUAUUCCUAUAUGGUCGCGGAGGAUCGAAGAACAUAAGCUGCGUGUACCGUUUCGAAGGAGAACACGACGAGGUGGUGAAGCUGAGGUUCAACAAGCUUCUCAAUGGAAAUCGCACCUGCCGCAGCGUUGGUAACUCUGAUUUCAAUAGGCUGCUCUGCGUUGACUCUGAGAACUUCUCGGUUAAGGUGCUUGAUUUACCCUGGCCAAAUGCGCCGCCUAUCCAGCGAGAUUGUCUCUGUUCGAAUCGAUCGUUACCCAUCAAUAUCAAAUCUACCUCUAAUAUUGCCGAGGUACAUUUCAAUGUUCUAUCUAUGGACGCCUUGGAUGAUUACAAUAAUCUCUUCUUCGAGGGCACCUGGGACUUCGUCAAGACGAUGCCUUGCAUGCAGAAACGUAGAGUUAGGGGGCCGUCUGGUGAAAUUAAAUACACACCACCAAUCGACGAUGACGAGAAAAAUUGCGAGAACCAGCCGUGGCUAAUUGAUCCUGGUCCGGGUCAGUAUUUAUACGUGAAAAUGGACGGAGUAAUUGUAUCGAAUAAUACGAAGUGCGCGACCAAGAAUCGCAUCAUCGUGUACACAGGUGGAGCGAUACACGUAUCGGUAUGCCCGAAACCACCUGCUGACUCGAGUCAUCAUGUGGUAGAGGUGUUUAGCGACGGUUGGGCUGUCAGCAGCAACGCGAUGAUCCUCGCACCGGGACAGGAUCCAAUCAGGACUAUCGCCGUGGAAUUCAUCAUAAAAGAACCAGCUUCCUACAUUGUGACGUGGCUCGAGCUCACUAGAAGACCGUCGGUGACGUCAACGGCAGGUCUACAAAUGUCGCGGGAUUGUGAGCAACGAUGCCCGGAGCUGGACGCCUGCAUAAACGCCUCGCUAUGGUGCGACGGAGUGUCCCAUUGUCCAUCCGGCUACGACGAGGCCCUGACGCAUUGCUCCGUGUUGCUGCAACUGCCGCCGUUGCAACUAGCUCUGGGCGCGCUCUUUGUAAUCACCGUCCUCGGUGUCAUUUGCUUCAUCGUCUGGCGGGCCUGCCGACGGCGCGGUCGCCGUUCGAUAUCCCAGCAUCGUCUGAAGAGCAUCUCCUCCGAGACGGCGAUAAUCGACGGCAAAGAAGUGAUAUGCUGACACAGCGACAGUUCUGUGCGUUACGUCGAGGUCGACCGGGUCACCACUGUGUGACGAUCGCCGUCGUCCACGUCGUCGUCGGUAUGGGUUCCGACGGUCCUCUAUAGAUCAGCGGUCAGACUCUGCUCGGCUUUAUUCUCCUGAAGAAGUCGCCGAGCCGGCCGCCACCGGAGGAUCCGCGGAACUGCCUCCACGUAACGCGCAGAACUGUCGCGUGCAAGAGAUUUGGGACGUUAGGUGGAUAAACCGGAGCUCAUCUAUGAUCAGAAAACGCGUUCGAUGCUCGAUGACUCGGGCGAGUGGGAGAACGCUUUUUUUUUGCCGAACGAACACUUUCGUUCCCGGUCGGUUGUUCUUGGGAGGUAGGUCUCUCGUUUUAAAUUCAGGGAAUAAUGACGAGUGAGUUGAUGGAGAGUCGGGCGAUCUGAUUACAGGGGACGUCGUGAAUUGUAAAGCAGCGACUGGAACGUGCUUAGGAUUAUAAGUUCGGUGAUGUCUACGUCGGAGCACAAAACAGCGCGAAGUAAAACGUGUAACGGCGGAUUAAUCCGGCGAUGUGAUGUAAUGUUUAUGACGUAUAGCUUUGGUCAGUACGUUACAACGCACGCACAGUCGUCUACAUCUAUUUUUUAAGUAAAUUUCUAACAAUAUACUGCCAGUGGAAUUUUCUCAUUUUAAAAGACUGAAUCGUUUUGUAACUUUUUAAAUAAAAAAAAAAUAAAUAAAUUUUAACGUAUCUGAGAUACUUGUUUUCGAUUGUCAAUUUUUAACAGACGCGUGAAAUCAAGACAACUUUCAGCAGACGCGCGAUCGAGUUCACUGUCGAGGCCUCGAUCCAUCUUCGCAGACAUCGAAAUAAUCACUGCCGCGAUAACCGGCGGGUUCCGGAAGUUCCCGAAUUCUGAUACUUUCGUUAUCUUCGCGUGCAAGAUCUUAUUAUUCUUGCGCGAGAAGCAUUAUUACUUCUCGAAGUACCGUUACACGUCCCAUCCCGGAUCCACGAGAAAGUUUUAAUGAUUCCCCGUCGAGCUGCCCGAAAAUCAUCUCAAAUGAGGAGAAAAAAGUUGGAGAGAGAGAGAGAGAGAGAGAAUCGCGUAAUGUAGGUCGCAGAGAAACUAAAGUGAAACUACUUUAACGAGGACAAUAAGUAAUAAAAUCCUAGUAAUAUGUCGCUAUUACGGUAGAAUGGCUUAGUGACGAUCGAACGACGCUGCGCCUUGAUUGAACUUCGACGAUUAGUGCAGCUGAAAGAUUAUGUAGUAUGGGAUUGCCAUUUUAACGCAAUGCCGAGAACGCUAUAAGGUAAACGAUGCGACGGGGAAAGCUUAGCAGAUCAAUAAUGCGUUGUUAGGGAAUUAUAGCAAGUUAUUAUAAGCCAGUUUCAUCAACAUCGCGUUGACCUCAACCGCGUUUUAACGGUUAAGUUCGAUGCACCUCUGAUUCUAUUAAAGACGAUAAUUAACAGAUGUCGAUGAAACUGGCCUAGUAUUACCUUAUCUCAUUUACAUUAACAUCACUUAGAAGAUAAAAUCGUCUUACAUAUAUAGAGCCACUUUUUUCCAAUUAACAGAUACACAAAGUAUUUAUAUUUGAUAUUACACAACAUGUCUCGCGAACGUUAUCGAGAUAACGCUCGAGUGAUCGUAGCAGAACAAAUUUUCGCAUCGAUGACGUUAAUUUUCCAAGGCGCCACGUCGGUCCGAUUGACACGUCUCGAUUAAAAACACCUCGUUCGGAAAUCCGAGACAUCGAGCGUCGCGCGCAACAUGUUAGUACUAAAAACGUUAGGUCUCCUUGAGAAUAAGAGUAGACAAGCAAUUUUAGAGCCGAGGCGAACUCCUCCUGUCUCGUCUCGUGUUCCAUACUUUUCUUUUCUUCUGGUCGCGCGUGACAUAUUCACACAACAUUGUCUGUAAAAAAUAGAUAAUUCAGAAUGGUUGACGCGCACGUUGCGUGUCAAAUCGUCGCAACGUUACUAGAUAAUAAAUCAAGAUGUCGAUCGAGAGAGGUGUUAAAUAUUUAACGCAAUGUGACGUACUAUAUUGCGGCCGUGGUGACGCAAAAAAACUUUAACGUUGCCACUUAUUGUUUACUGCCAAAAGUAGUCGAUUAUACCUCGCCGACAGCGAAUAAAAGUUUCGAAUAUUACAUUUACAUGCAUCAUAUAAAUGUAUUACAGUUACAUGUGUUCGGCAUUGUUUAUGGAAUCCGAUCAGUUUUCUAUAGAUCGUUUUAUUGCGCUAACUGUUAUUAUUUUGUUUAAAAAAUUGCGAUAAGAUACCGAACACACGAUACGGGAAUUGCAAGGAUUUCCUUUUCGUAUCAUGGCCGCAGACUUCUUUCAGACGUCUGCAUUGCGCUCAGGUUUCAUUUCGACGUGAGCAGUGCAUGAAGUUGCAACUUAAACUACGAGUGAGAUGGAUAAAGUAAUUCGUGUGAUGAAAAGGGAGAAAAUUUCGCUCACUCAAUUGACUGUAGUAAGCGAAGAAAUAAAAUCCUGAUCAAUUUUACGAGAGUUCUGAAUUAUCGAUCAGAAAUAUAUGUCCUGAUUGUGGGAAUGCAGCGUUAUCGCAACGAGCUCACGUUGAAACGCAGCCUCAGCCGACGACGAAAAGUUUCAGCUAGAGAUAUACUGACCAAGUUUCAAGCGAUAGCCGACUUUAGGCGACUUAAUUAUUCAUUUUAGCGACAUCACCUCGGAAAGGGGGUGGAUAAUAUGUAGACUUCAGUAG
Molecule: messenger RNA, 6806 nt
Organism: Acromyrmex echinatior (Panamanian leafcutter ant)
Lineage: Eukaryota; Metazoa; Arthropoda; Insecta; Hymenoptera; Formicidae
Cellular component (GO): plasma membrane
Molecular function (GO): protein binding
Source: RefSeq, a predicted model, not a curated record